Spirometra erinaceieuropaei is the source of this 360-nucleotide messenger RNA. The record is from the annotation of a GenBank genome assembly. Lineage: Eukaryota; Metazoa; Platyhelminthes; Cestoda; Diphyllobothriidea; Diphyllobothriidae.
AUGAUGCGUCAGUUGCACGACGGCAUGAUUGCGCGAGUCACGGACAACGGAGCUGUCUCCGAGGCAUUAGCAGUGACCAACGGAGUGAAGCAGGGAUGCGUGCUGACGCCUACCCUCUUCAGUCUCAUGCUCUCUGCCAUGCUGCUGGACGCCUACCGUGAUGAACGCCCCGGGAUCCGCAUCGCCUACAGGAUGGACGGUCACCUUCUCAAUCAGCGGCGGAUACACUUUCAAUCGCGCGUAUCCACAAUCACCGUUCACGAAAUUCUCUUCGCCGACGACUGCGCCCUCGGAAGAGGAGAUGCAACGGAGCAUGGACCUCUUCUCCGCAGCCUGCGAGAAUUUCGGCCUGGUCAUUAA